AACCAAAAGCUGGCUACUCCAAAACCAAUGCUCCUUUCUCCUUAUUAUAUGUCUCUUGCCCUUUUUAUAUUCUCUCACUUUCAUUUUAUUAAUUAACCAUCAAAACUGGAUAAAAUUCACACACCCUCUUGCAAACAAAGGAAAAACACAACAAAUGCUAAAAUACAUAGAAAACCCUAACAAACCAGAACCUCUGUCUCCUGUAAAAUUGUUACAAUUCUCAAUGCCAUAGCUCUGGAGCUUCUCUAAUGGCGGAUUCCUCCCCUCCGCUGCGAAAAGUUCGGCUAACUCGGAGGAAAAACCCUAAAAUUCGAAGGCCAUGGUGUUGCUCAUUUGCUGUUCCAGAUAGCCCUGAUCACCGAAAAUUAGGGUUGGGGUUUGUCGACCAUCCCUCGAAAAGUUCGCCCGAACUUAAAAACUCGAAUCGCAACACUAAACCAGAGGUCUCGAAGCCCCCUUCUCCGAGCAAAUUGGGGUUGAGGAGUAUCUUGUCCCCUGGUAGGGUUUCUCCGAUUGAAUUAGGUUCAGGGCUUCAUGAUCCGGAGCUGCUGCGUCCUCCUGUGCAAUUGCAGGAAUAUCCGGAGAGGGAGGUCGUCCGGCGCCCGGAAAAGGAGAUUCCGGUUGCCGGUGUUGCAGAGAGGCCGAUUUUUCGGCGAGAUGGAGGGAGAUGUGAUGUGAGGCUGAGAUUGAGGGGGAGGAGUGGGGGUUUUUUGGCUAUGGAGGUGGAUUCUAGGAUUUUAAGUUCUUGUAGUCCAUGGUUCGCAGAUAAGAUUUUAGAAUCAAAGAGGAGGGGAGUUAGAGAUGGUGAUGGUGUGGUUACAGUAGAGGUUGAAGAUGUGUCCGAGUUGGAGUCCUUUCAGAGAACUGUGGAGCUCAUGUACUCUGAGGAUGUAUCAAGGACUCUCAUGGAUGCCGGGGUUUCUCGUGCUAUUCGAAUGCUCGAGGUAUCUUCGAUGAUUAUGUUUGAUGAGGGUGUGAAGUCAUGCCUCCUCUAUAUCGAAGCUGUCCCUUGGAGUGAAGAGGAAGAGGAAAAGCUCCAAAGUCUCUUAGCUCGCUGUACUAUUGACAAGUCGUUAUCUCAAGAUGUGCUAACCAGGUUGAAUCCGCAACCACAAAUUGUACCCAACAAACUUGCACUCAAUCUUCUUCACAAAGUCACCAAGGCAACCGAUGAAAAAGCAAGGAACUCACUCAAGUCCGUACUCCAAGGCCUUUUAUCCAGGAGCCCAUCCCAUCGAAGCAACCCACCUUUUGAUCUCCACAAGGAUGAUCUCUAUAGCUUAUGCCAGUCUUGCUUAGACUUGCUGGUGGGUAUUUUUAAACAGGCCACCAGCUCCGAUCCCGACCUCUCAUCUCAGCCGUUGAUUGGACGGAUCUCACAUCAGGUAGACAACCUAAAUUGGGUGUUAGAUAUUCUUAUAGAUAGGCAAUUUGCUGAAGAUUUUGUGAUGAUAUGGGCAAACCAGUCUGAGCUAUUGAGACUUUACGAGAAGGCUUCAGCCAUGGUUCGAUAUGAAGUUAACAGGGUUUCAGCCAUGUUGUUUAUCUCGAUGGGUAGAGGGAAACUUCAAUGUCAUGGUGAAGUGAGAUAUGAAGUGCUAAAAGCAUGGCUUGGGCCCAUGCUCAUGGACUUUGGGUGGUUACAAAGGUGUAAUAAGGGGCUUGAUAUGAGACUUUUGGAGGAAGCGAUUGGCCAGACUGUGCUCACGCUUCCGAUGAAGCAGCAACGACAAUUGCUGCUGAGAUGGAUAGAGUUCUUUGCAAAAGGGGGGAGGGAAUGCCCAGAUUUGAGCAGGGCUUUUCAGGUCUGGUGGCGCCGCUCCUUCUCGAAAGGAUUGGACUUGCGAGCCACAGCUUGAGCCCUUGCCCUUUGUUGUUGGGCUGGCUGGCUCUCUCUUUCACUCGUGCACGUGCGCACGCAUGCACGCACUCUCUCUCUCUCUCUCAUACUCUCGUGAUGUUAUAUAUGUGGUUUCACAAAGCCCCAGAUGGGGUGGACCGUUGAGCUGCUUUUGCUCUCUCUCGCCCCAGUAUGACAUUUAGUAAGGGUGUAUAAUGAAUAAUGCAAUUCUUGUUCUUUGUAGUGGCUUUGUAUUUGUACCUACAGAUAAGCUAGUUAAGCUUUGUCUCUCUAAUGUAUGCUCAGGUGGAUAUGUUAGUA
Molecule: messenger RNA, 2161 nt
Organism: Amborella trichopoda
Lineage: Eukaryota; Viridiplantae; Streptophyta; Magnoliopsida; Amborellales; Amborellaceae
Product: PRLI-interacting factor
Molecular function (GO): protein binding
Source: RefSeq, a predicted model, not a curated record